CUUUGCAGCUUGCACCUACUCCUUUUAUACACAACAAGAACAAAAACAACAUAGGCUAAACUAAACACAAACACAACAACAACAACACAAGUGUGUGUGCCCGCGCGCUUGUGUUUUUGUGUACUGUUCUUCUUGUUUUUCCUUUUUUUUUUUUCAUUCAUGGAGAAGCACAAGUGCAAGCUUUGCUUGCGGAGUUUCGCGAACGGAAGAGCGUUGGGAGGUCACAUGCGGUCUCACAUGCUGAACCUACCUGUUCCUCCGAAACAGAGCGAGUUCGUGCCGAUUCAACUCAGCUUCGAGGCCGACUCAUCUCCUUCGCAGUCUUCAUCUUCCUUCUACGGUCUCAGAGAGAAUCCGAAGAAGAGCUUUCGUUUCGCAGAUCCUGAAUUUGCGUUUGCAGCAGCAGACACGGGCUCGGUGAUCCUGCAGGACAGGGAGAGCGAGACCGAGUCGUCGAGGAAUCCGACUAGGACACGAUCCAAGAGAGCGUGGCAACUCGGUGGCGACGGUGGUGGCGGUGGCGGCGGUUCAGGUGAAUCAGAAAAAAAGAUUAUGAAAGUUUGUAAAAUUAGUAAAACUAACGAAUCUGCAAGUUCGGUUUCGGACACGACGAGGGAGGAAGACGUCGCAUUCUGUCUCAUGAUGCUGUCUCGCGACAAGUGGAAGGAGGAAAAUAUUAACAAUUUAUUAUAUGAUCAUGAUCAGGAUGAUGAUGAAGACGAGGAGGACGAUGAAGAAGACGAAAACAAUGAGGACGAUGACGGUUACGAAUCGGAAGAGAAGUCUCUUAAGAAGAGCAACAACAAGGUGCGAGGGAGGUACAAAUGCGAGACGUGUGAAAAGGUGUUUCGAUCUUACCAGGCUCUCGGAGGACACCGCGCCAGUCACAAGAAGAUCAAGCUCAACAACAACAACAACAACAACAACAACAACGAAGGUGAACUCGAAGUUCAGCACGUUGUUGUGGAGAAGAAAAUCCACGAAUGUCCUGUUUGUUUCCGAGUAUUCGCUUCCGGUCAGGCUCUGGGUGGACACAAGAGAACACAUGUGAUUGGUUCUUCAACUGCUGCAACAACCGUUUCUGUUAGAAGUUCUGUUGCAACGGUUUCGGUUAGAACAGCUUCUACUACUAGAGUUGGAGAUAGUUUGAUAGAUCUCAAUCUUCCUGCUCCAGUGGAUGAUGAUGAAGAGGAGGAGGAGGAUGUUAGUCAGUUCGACGACUCAGCUGUUUCGGAUGCAGAGUUUGUUAAACUGUGAAGUUUUUCUCCUCAAACUUAUUUGGAUUUUCUUUUUUCUUAGGCCCUGAUCCCAAGGUACAAAAAUUUUGGUUCGGUUAUUUACUUGCAAUUUUAGAUUUGUUCAGCCAUUUGGGCUAAUUAUAACUUACAAUAUGGUUACUCUAUAGUUGGUUUUAUCUAAUAAUUUCACAAUUCUUCUCAAAUUUGGUUCUUCA
Molecule: messenger RNA, 1453 nt
Organism: Glycine soja
Lineage: Eukaryota; Viridiplantae; Streptophyta; Magnoliopsida; Fabales; Fabaceae
Product: zinc finger protein ZAT9-like
Exons: 1
Coding region: 160-1257 (365 amino acids)
Biological process (GO): regulation of DNA-templated transcription
Source: RefSeq, a predicted model, not a curated record